This is a messenger RNA of Pungitius pungitius (ninespine stickleback), 1940 nucleotides long. RefSeq names its product lipoic acid synthetase (gene lias). The record is from RefSeq and is a predicted model, not a curated record. Gene Ontology annotation, cellular component: mitochondrion. The transcript has 11 exons. Gene Ontology annotation, molecular function: 4 iron, 4 sulfur cluster binding; lipoate synthase activity. Gene Ontology annotation, biological process: lipoate biosynthetic process. Bases 102 to 1271 code for a protein of 389 amino acids. NCBI's taxonomy places the organism in Eukaryota, Metazoa, Chordata, Actinopteri, Perciformes, Gasterosteidae.
GAAAAUCACAACGAUCCCUACAGCCCCUGAACGCAGCACAAGGCCAAAGCAGCCGCUCAUCGAGGUUUGUUGUCAAUGACAGUUGCCUGCUAGCUAAAGUCAUGGCGCUGCUAAAACAAAGUUGUUGUGUUGCCGGCCGUUUUCCCGCAAAUCAUCUAUGGCUGAGUCCCAGAUGCAUCCCACAUGUUUACACCAGCAGUCUGACAACUGCGGCCAAAUCCACCCCAGACCGGACCGACAGAAAGAAGGAGCCACUGAGCGAUGACGGGCCCGAUCUACAGGAUUUUAUUUCAGGGGAAUUAUCGGAGAAGAGCAAGUGGGAAGAGUACAAAGGCAACCUGAAGAGGGGGAAGGGAGAGAGGCUGAGGCUUCCUCCAUGGCUGAAGACCGAGAUCCCCAUCGGGAAAAACUUCAACCGGCUGAAGAACACGCUGAGAGACCUCAAACUGCACACGGUGUGUGAGGAGGCCAGGUGUCCUAACAUCGGGGAAUGCUGGGGAGGAGGAGAAUACGCCACGGCCACAGCCACCAUCAUGCUGAUGGGGGACACGUGUACCCGCGGGUGCAGGUUCUGCUCCAUAAAGACGGCCCGUCGGCCUCCGCCUCUGGACCCAGACGAGCCCUACAACACGGCCAAGGCCAUCGCGGCGUGGGGGCUGGACUACGUGGUUCUCACCUCGGUCGACAGAGAUGAUAUUGCUGAUGGAGGGGCAGACCACUUUGCCAAGACUGUCCACAACCUGAAGGAAAGGGACUCUCGCAUCCUGGUGGAGUGUCUGACCCCUGAUUUCCGCGGGGACUUGGCAGCAGUAGAGACGAUCGCCCUGUCUGGGCUGGAUGUGUACGCCCACAACGUGGAGACGGUGCGAGAGCUGCAAAGGUUUGUCCGUGACCCCAGAGCCAACUUUGACCAGUCUCUGAGUGUCCUGAAGCACUCCAAAAAGGUAAAGCCCACCUUACUCACCAAGACUUCCAUCAUGCUGGGACUGGGUGAGACGGACCAACAGAUCCUCGACACCCUGACCGAGCUGCGAGAGGCGGGAGUGGACUGCCUGACUCUGGGCCAGUACAUGCAGCCCACCAAACGCCACCUGAAGGUGGAGGAAUACGUCGCUCCAGAGCGGUUCGCACACUGGGAGAAGGUGGGGAAUGAGAUGGGCUUUGCAUACACAGCCAGCGGGCCGCUGGUGCGAUCCUCCUACAAAUCAGGUGAGUUCUUCCUGAAGAACCUACUGAAGAAGAGAAUAGAAGAAGCCCCUGUGGCGGAAUGAAGAACUCUGACCCAGCAGCACCUGGAAGCUUUGUCUCCUUAGUCCCGCCCCUACUGCAACUAUACGCACUUCUAGUGACAGCUUUACUCCUGCUGUACCAUAACACAUCAUGGUACGCAGCAGCACGGGAAACACCUUAACCUUAUACAUCUAGUAACAGAAAACAAUCUCGUAUGCAAGUUCAGGGGCCGUUCUGUUCCUUUUUGCCCCAGGGAGAGGAGAUCAGAGAGCCUGCAGCGGGUUAAAGGGCUGCAGGUUUGUAGAUAAAUUGUGUGCGGACCAGAAGGUACAACCUGGUGUUUGGCAGAGGUCAUUUGUUAUCUCUGCACCACAGGGCCUCCCUAAAUCACAUGGAUACUUCCCCUCAGUCCCCAGACCUGAUGUACAGAGCUACUGAUCUUUGCCCGCUCGCCCCGUUUAUGAACUCUUCGAGUUAGAGAGUGGGUUCUUUUCUUUGAGGACUAAGUUUUAGCCUCAUUGUCCUUUUGUCAGGCACAGGAGUGUAACGAGUAGGACAUUUUGAUAGCUGUAUCUGACACAGAACAUUUGGGCUGAAACUACUUUUUCUGACGUAAAAUACUAUUCUGGCUCCAGCUGUGGACAUUGUUGGGACAGAAGAAAUCUUUGAUGUACAUUUUCAUUUAAAUAAUAAAGAAUAGUAAGCACACA